AUGGAAACCAGAAUGGGUUGGAUUUUAAUGGGGAAACUGUUUGAUCAUAUGGAAGAUAGGAAAAAUGUGACUCCUGGCGUCGCAGUGACUUAUUUAUUAAUUCACUCAUCGAGGAUUGAAAAUUUGUGGAAAUUAGAUUUAUUGGAGGGAAGAUAUGAGGUUCAGUUGCCUUGGGUCAUAGAAAAGGACUGUUUAAGUCCAAAUUUCGAUAUUGCUAGACAGCGUUUAAACAGUACGACACACCGGUUGAUACAAAAGGGCAAAUUCGAGGAUUACAAAAAUGUUUUCACUGAUUGGUUAAAUGAAGGAAUUAUAGAAAAAGUCCCUGAACACGAAAUGAAUAAUCAGUGUCACUAUUUACCACAUAAAGGGGUAUUCAAAGAAACUUCGACCACGAAAUUGCGACCGGUAUUUGAUGCUUCCUGUAAAGACAAAAAUUCGCGCUCACUUAAUGAUUGCCUAGAAAAAGGUCCAAAUUUGCUGGAACAAAUUAUUCCUAUAAUUUUAAGAUUUCGCAAGAAUAGAAUAGGAGUUAUUUCAGACAUAAGAAAGGCUUUUUUGCAAAUGUCAGUGAAUAAGAGUGAUCGAGAUUUCUUACGAUUUUUAUGGUGGAAAGACUUUGACAAGGAGGAACUUAGAGUUUUUAGACAUAAACGCGUUGUUUUUGGAUUGAAUUGCAGUCCCUUUUUAUUGGCUGCUGUAUUAAGCCAUCACAUUGAUCUAAAUUCGUCUAAAUAUCCUGAAACAGCGGAAAAUUUAAAAGAAUCAUUCUACGUAGAUAAUUGCAUCACAUCUGUUCCUGAUGAAGAAACACUUACGCGAUUCAUCGAGGAAUCGAAACAAAUAUUAGAUUCUGCGUCAUUCGAUUUGAGAGGGUGGGAGCACACUUCUCUUUUGAAAUCUGAAGACAGUAUAGAACCUACUCCUGUGUUGGGAAUUUUAUGGGAUAAGGAAGAUGAUAGCCUUUUCUGUGAGGUGAAGACUGCUACUGACAAACCAGUGAAUCUUACUAGAAGAAAUAUAUUGUCUGCGACAUGGUUGUUAAAAAUUGGUUGGGAUACAAAUAUACCCGAAGACUUAGGAAAAGAGUUCUAUUCGUGGAUUGAUGAUUUGUCACUUUUAUCCAGUAUUAGAAUUCCAAGGGCUUUAGAUAUAAAUGGAAAUGAAAGUCUUAGUCUUCAUACGUUCUGUGACGCAAGUAAACAAGCCUAUGGAUGUGUGAUUUAUUUAAGAAAAGAAACAAGUGAAAAUGUAUCGGUGUAUUUUCUUCUAGCUAAAAGUAGAGUGAGUCCAUUAAGAAAAAUGACCAUAAAUCGUCUAGAAUUAUUAUCCUGCUGUAUAGGAGUCAGACUCGCAGCUCUUGCUUUACAAACACUCAAAUUAGACAACGUUCCAAGGAACUAUUGGACAGAUUCGAGUACUGCUCUUUCUUGGAUCCAAAGAGAUGACCAUUGGGGGCCAUUUGUCGCAAAUAGAGUAAAAGAGAUACGAAAAUUGUCAUCGGAAUCUGAAUGGCAUCACAUUCCAGGAAAUUUGAAUCCUGCAGAUAUACCAUCACGUGGGUGUUCGAUUAAGAGUUUUGUGAAAUCUCGCUGGUGGCAGGGGCCAGAAUGGCUUAUGUAG
Stegodyphus dumicola is the source of this 1623-nucleotide messenger RNA. RefSeq lists its product as uncharacterized. NCBI's taxonomy places the organism in Eukaryota, Metazoa, Arthropoda, Arachnida, Araneae, Eresidae. The record is from RefSeq and is a predicted model, not a curated record.